Prorocentrum cordatum is the source of this 1524-nucleotide messenger RNA. NCBI's taxonomy places the organism in Eukaryota, Dinophyceae, Prorocentrales, Prorocentraceae. The record is from the annotation of a GenBank genome assembly.
AUGGAGGUGGGACAGGCAAAGGCGCUGUCCGCCCGCCGAGGCCCCGCGAUCCCAAGGUCUGGCCCCCGCUCGUCCCUGGCCCUCAAGACCAUGGUGGUGAUGGUGGUGGCGGCGCUCAUCAUUCUGCCCCUUCCCCACCGCUUCUACUACUGCAAACACUGUGGUGGCCUCAAGUCGGAGUCUACAUACCUCAGUGGCGCAUGGGCUUCGGGGAAGUCGCCCCUCGAGUUCUUCAAGGGCACUCAGGUCGGUGGAGGCAAAGGUGCCAGCGGCAAGGGCUCGGGUGUCGAAGGAGGCUCGAACACUACGGCGUCUGCUCCGUCUUCAAAGCUCUCUGUGGAGGAAUAUCUGCGGAUGGCCGCUUUGUGCGAGAAGGCAGGCGAUCUCCACGGCGCUCGAGGUUACAGGACAGCGGCUCAGGCGCUCCAGGCGCCAGAGCAGCACCAGGUCCCCUUGCAGGCGAAGCUCAACCGCGCACACCAGCAGGCUCGUGCAGUGGAGAAGAAACUCAACAGUGCCGUGGAACGUUUCGAGCAGCUUGAACAGCAGCUGGCAGCACAGAAGUCCCACGUGCUUCAGCUCAGGGCGGAUCUGGAAGCCGCAGAGGCCGAGCACAGCGGCCUGGUGCGCCAGCUGCACAACCAGCUCCCAAACGGUCAGUCGCAGUCUGCAGUCGCUCCAGGAAACAAGCUCAGCCUCGAAGACUUGCUGGGCGAGCAGCGCUUCUCGGCGGCCUUCGACCUCGACGUGGGAGAUUGCUUCAAGAUCGUUGAGGACGAGGAAUCACUCUCGCCUGAUGAACCUCAGCAAUUAUCGGCGCGAGUGGACCUUUUCAAGACUGGCGUCGCGGACAUGGCUAAGAAUUUGUUCGCAGAGGCGAAGGCCAAGGGCGACGAGCUCAAAGAGAGCAGGGUCAAGGUGUCGCUGGUGGUGACGCGGCUCCGCGCGCCCAAGGUGCUGGGGAGCAGUCCGAUGACGGUUCGGCUCCAACUGGCGCGGAGGCGGCGCAGUUUCAGAGGCUUUAUAUUCGUUGACGGGUGCUGCUUCAGGCGCCAAGUCGCUGAGCUCUCGAGGGCGGGGUAUGGUCUUGUUUUAGUCGACGACGCUGGCCACGAACGGUGCACGAUGUACGUCCCCGUGUAUGCGCCGUUCCUUCAGACUCCCCAAUGCGGAGAGUUCGCGGCCCUGGCCAGAGCGGGGAUCGAAGUCACGGGUCCGUCGUCUGUUUUUUGUGACUGCAAGAACGUGGUCGACCUUGCCCAUGCCCCGAGGGAGUUGCAGGUUUCUUACGAGAGGCCCUGCGCUGGCCUUAUGAUGCUUUCUAACAUCGGCGCCCCGCGGAUCAGUGCUGUUUCGAAGGUGAAGGCUCACCUCGACCCUCACGAGGAGGGAAUCGAGCCUGACGCGAGGUGGCGCCGUUUGGGCAACCACGCGGCGGACCCGGCGGCGAAAGCAGGGACCAACCUGCACCCUGCGGCCACGGGCGAGGAGCAGGAGGCUUUGACCUUCUGCAUUAGGGCCUAA